Messenger RNA from Tripterygium wilfordii, 1153 nucleotides. RefSeq names its product protein NRT1/ PTR FAMILY 4.1-like. Bases 326 to 670 code for a protein of 114 amino acids. NCBI's taxonomy places the organism in Eukaryota, Viridiplantae, Streptophyta, Magnoliopsida, Celastrales, Celastraceae. The record is from RefSeq and is a predicted model, not a curated record. The transcript is spliced from 3 exons.
CAAAGAUUCAAAGAAUGUUUUCAAAUGCCAAGAUGUCAUACGAUUUCUUUCUGUGAUUUCUUGGCUGUAUGUCAAGAGUAGCAUCAUCAAUUCUUCUCUAUUUAUAGCCAAGACUGAUUCUUUCUUGAUAUCUGCCAAAUACAACUGAAAAUAUAAGACAACCUUCACUUGUCAAUUUUCUCUAUAUAUGGUUAAAAGUGGUUAUGUCUCAAGACCUACAAAACCUUCCCACAAGCAACUCUGAUCAUCAUAAUUAAGACAAAGGCAAUAACCUUUGCUUCUCUGGUCAAGAAAGAAAAGAACUUCAUCUACACAAUGGGUAUCUAUGAGGAUGAAACUCCAUGGAAGAGAGAAACCAAGCGAGGAGGAAACAGAGCCGCACUCUUUGUAUAUGCCAGGGAGGGUCUGGGUCACUCUGGAGAACAUGGCGUUCGUCUCGAGUGCUGUCAGCUUGGUGCUCUAUUUCAAUGAUUAUAUGAACUUGACCAUACCUGAAUCCGCCGUCGUGCUUACAAACGUCAUGGGAACUACAUUCAUACUAACACUCCUCGGAGGAUACAUCUCUGACAUUUAUUUGACAAGAUUCAAGACUUGUGUCUUGUUUGGAAUCAUAGAAAUGCUGGUACGCCCGCACCUAUAUGUACAUUUUUACCAUUUGAAAUCUAGAUGAUUUAACAACUAACAGUUUUGAUUGUGUUUAUUUUCUCUUCAGGGAUUUGGCCUUCUAGCAAUUCAAGCACAUUUCCCUCACCUGAGACCACUCCCUUGCAAAGGGAUUGCACCAAGCCUAGCAUAUCAAUGUGAGGUUGCAGAUAGCACCCAAAAUGCCAUCUUUUACACUGCUUUAUAUCUUAUUGCUUUUGGUAGCAGUGGGGUCAAAGCGGCCUUAACACCAUUGGGAGCCGACCAAUUCGAUGAAAAGGACCCAGAAGAGGCGGUUCAGUUAUCUAGCCUUUUCAACUGGUUCAUGUAUAGUCUCACCAUUGGCUCUAUAUUUGGAGUGACUUUCGUUGUAUGGAUUAGUAUAAACCUAGGUUGGGACUAGUCGUUCGGUGUGUGCACCGUUGCAAUCUUAUUCUCCGUCAUCUUUUUAUCCAUGGGCAAGCCACCGUACCGGAAUAAUGCCCUGAACGGAAGCCCUAUUGUUCGUAUU